Schistosoma mattheei is the source of this 723-nucleotide messenger RNA. The record is from the annotation of a GenBank genome assembly. NCBI's taxonomy places the organism in Eukaryota, Metazoa, Platyhelminthes, Trematoda, Strigeidida, Schistosomatidae.
AUGGGGAGGGCUAACAGGCGUAAGAUAAUGAUUACGUACAUUUUCAUUUGUGCAUUAUUAUCACCUACCAUUAUGAGUUCUUCUAAAUUUAAUACAGUUGGAUUAUUAUAUCCUAACGUUUCAAAAUCAGAAGGCACAGAAAUCUACCAAAGUAUUUCAUCUGACAAAGGUUAUGUGAUAAAAACAAUGACCAGUGCACCACUAUACCGAAUUGUUAGUUAUUUCACUAAUCGCACGGAAGAAAGUGAAGCAAAAGUACAUGACUUACAAAUUCCUUAUUCAAUGUAUUAUACACAUAUAUAUCUUGCUUGGAAAUCUGCUGAUCAAUUGUUAUCCUCUAUAACUCUACAAUCUGAUAAUUCAGAAAGUAAAUUGAAUGGUGCUAAUUUAGUUUUAUCAACCUCUAAACUAGGUGAUAUGUAUGCACCUGCAUAUGUAUCAACACUUAGAGUUGCAUCAAAAGAUGAAAUUAAUCGAGCAUUAAUUAAAUAUACAGUAGAACAAUUUUUAAGAGCAACAACUUAUGGGUCAUAUCAUUUUGUUUGGGAAACGAAUUCAAAAAUGAAAGAAUUUAUGAAAGAAUUAAAUUAUGAACAAAUUACAUGUGGUGGUAAUCAUUCAUUUUAUAAUCCAUGUGAUUGGACAUUAAUGGGUUUAAAACCAGAAAUAGCUAAAGAACAAUGCCUAUAUCGAAUUAUUAAUAAUAAAUCUAAUAUUUAUUAA